Molecule: messenger RNA, 747 nt
Organism: Eimeria necatrix
Lineage: Eukaryota; Apicomplexa; Conoidasida; Eucoccidiorida; Eimeriidae
Exons: 2
Coding region: 1-747 (248 amino acids)
Source: RefSeq, a predicted model, not a curated record
AUGUCACACUUGCAUUUUGGACGGGCCGUUCCCAUUAUUUUUAGGCGAUUUCCACCGUUGAUUUGCCGAGAUCUACUCGGCAAGACUGUGAAAGUGCCACAGGACCUAAAGGGCCAGCUCAACUUACUCGUUGUGGGUUUCAAGGCAUCUCACUACAAGGAUAUGGACUCUUGGAUUUCAUUUGCACGCACGCUUAAAAAAGAUCUUGUUAAAAGGCGCAACAUAGACGAUUCGCAGAUCGAGACCUACAGACUGGUCAUCAGGCACCCGGGCGGUGUGUUGCUCCGCUGGUGGACUGACGAGAGAUUACGCUUUGCAGUAGGCAGGGGGGAUUUCGUACAUGACGAAUGCGAAACAAAGAAGACCACUGAAGAAAACGAAGGGGACGGAAGCACUUCCCUAAGACCACCGGAACAGACCGGCAACGGGGAGAAUGAAAGCGGUGCAGCGGGCUACGCAACAGAAAACAUGCGUUUGUCUGCAUUGCAAGCAGUCCGUUCUAAGACUCUAGUGUGCUUCACUAACAAGAACGCAUUUGUCGAGUCCCUUCAGCUGGCAGACGCCCAGCGGGCUUACAUAUUCCUUGUAGAUAGGGAAGGCGAAAUCUCAUGGUGCGAACAUGAGCAUUACUCCGCUAACAAGGAGAUAGCGAUCCGUGAACUUCUGCAACUGCCGACAGCAGAGGAGCAAGGCUUGCUGACUUCAGAGGAAUUGAGCUCACAACGAAGCCUGCUACCUCCUGUGUGA